AGAAAUUCCAAACGUAUUAAACGUUUAAGACUUUAACAUUCAUCCAUCAUCUGAUCUUAAAAAGGAAUAGCCAAGGAAAUGCUGCUGAAAUUCGAAAUAUUAACAUUCUAUAUUUUGGCCUCUUUUUAUUUAGCCAAAUCAAAUACCUUAGAUACUAUUUCUACGGCUACAUCGUUAUUUUCAUCAAAAAGUAUUAAAUGCAUUACAUGCAGCAGCCUAUGGGAUGACGAUUGUAAAAAUGAUACAAAGGUCAAGCACAGAUCUGAUUUUCAGGGAGAAUGUAGAUCAGAUGCUACAGGUUGUGUUAAGCAGUUUGUCGAAACUACUGGGGGAAGAAAUGCCACAUUUCGUGAAUGUUAUUAUGGUAGUAUAUUUCCCGGUGUCACGACUUUUGGAUGUGAAAAGAUCGACAGAAGUGUACAUUACACUAAUGUGAAGUGCUAUAAAUGCAGGGGUGAUUUGUGCAAUAGCAGUAAUCGUCUAAAGCAUUCAUCAUACGACAUUAUGUUAUUUAUAUUAACAGUUAUGUUAAUUUCUUUUAUGUUAAAACUGUAACUUAAGGAAUUUUCUGUUUGUUCAAAUAAUAAUAUUGAUAAUUCUAGAGUCUCAAAUAUAAUUAAAAACAAGUAAUAUGUAUGUAUGUA
Calliphora vicina (urban bluebottle blowfly) is the source of this 644-nucleotide messenger RNA. Its product is annotated as UPAR/Ly6 domain-containing protein bero-like. The record is from RefSeq and is a predicted model, not a curated record. The transcript is spliced from 3 exons. NCBI's taxonomy places the organism in Eukaryota, Metazoa, Arthropoda, Insecta, Diptera, Calliphoridae. Bases 79 to 555 code for a protein of 158 amino acids. Gene Ontology annotation, biological process: sleep; regulation of synaptic transmission, cholinergic; positive regulation of voltage-gated potassium channel activity.